AUGAGAGAGAGCGACAGUGAGGAGAUGAGCCAGAACCCGUUUGAUCAGAAAAAGAGGGCUAUUUUGAGCCAGAUCGAGUCGACCGAUGAGACUCAUCCUGACGCUUCGCCGAAAGGCACGCUGGACGUGCUGCUGCUGCCGUUGAUAGAUGUCAUUAAUAGCCACAGCGACUAUGUGACGACGUCGUCGUGCUCGGGCAGAGUCAGUGUGUUUCUCGAGGGGAUGAAAACAGCAUCUGAACUCGGUGGGAAGGGCGAUGGCGGGAAAUGGCUGUUUAUCACUCAUGAUCCAGAGGAACUGAAAUCAACUGACUGGUGGUCUUUGGUAACCGACCACCGCGAACAUGUAUCAGAAUCUGAUGUCAGUGCUGGGGUUUCCAGUAUAGGUAAUGGUGAACCGGCGAAAUACGAUGGUCAGAGAUACGUGCUAUAUAAAUUCGAAGCGAUGAUUCUCCAUGUGAAAUGCCGGGACCGCGCCAGUGCCUCUGCUCUGUACACAGCGGCCAUGAGCUGCGGGUUUCGAGAAAGCGGGAUCGGGUCCAACGAUCUCGUGGGCAUUCGUAUUUCACUGCGACUCGACGUUCCAAUAGCAUAUCUCAACAACGACGGCACUACAACUCCGUUAGUACCCCGUCAAUACAUUGACCAUCUACAAACCAUCUCACUCGACCUGUUCAACAAAAACACCGCCAAAAUCAACCAGCUCCAUCGGACCGUCGCCAGCAUGAUCCAGGCCCAACAAACAGCCGCCAAUAAACCACAAACCGCCAAAGAAACAAAAGAACAGCGUCGCGAACGCAAACACCGCGAAGGGCUCCUCAUCCAGGCCCAAACCCGCCAAAUUACCCCUGAAGCCCCUUUGUAG
This is a messenger RNA of Sugiyamaella lignohabitans, 864 nucleotides long. It is a transcript of the gene TYW3, whose product is annotated as Tyw3p. Gene Ontology annotation, molecular function: tRNA methyltransferase activity. Gene Ontology annotation, cellular component: cytoplasm. Gene Ontology annotation, biological process: tRNA methylation. The coding region runs from base 1 to 864 and encodes 287 amino acids. The record is from RefSeq and is a predicted model, not a curated record. The transcript has a single exon. Lineage: Eukaryota; Fungi; Ascomycota; Dipodascomycetes; Dipodascales; Trichomonascaceae.